AUGACCGAAAGUCUAUUUUACUCUCGAGCAGCAAAAUAUUGGGCGAAUGUACCAGCAACGGUCGAUGGAGUGCUCGGAGGCUUUGGUCACAUCUCACAAACCGAUAUCGAAGGAUCCAAGGCGUUCUUAGAUGCCGUACUUUCCUUCGAAAACCCACCUGAUACCAAAUUAGCAUUGGACUGCGGUGCGGGUAUCGGCAGAGUUACCAAGUACGUACUACUCCCACGAUUCGAAAAAGUCGAUUUAGUUGAACAAGAUGAAAAAUUCCUAAAAACCGCAAAAGAAUUCAUUGGAAAGGAUAAUGAGAAGCUAGGAACACUAUACCAAAAUGGUCUUCAGAAUUUUAAGCCAGUAAAUACCUAUGAUGUCAUUUGGUGCCAAUGGGUAACUGGGCAUUUGAAGGAUUAUGAUUUGAUUGAUUUCUUCGAGAGAUGCCGAAUGUCUUUGAACAAGAAUGGUGUGUUAGUAGUUAAGGAAAAUAUAACAACAUCUAAAGAACUGGACUACGAUGAGACUGACUCAUCAGUAACACGGCCUUUAGAGCUACUACAAACAUUAUUCUCCGAAGCCAGACUCAAGAUAGUGAAAACUGACAUCCAAGAAGGUUUCCCAACUGAAAUUUACCCUGUGCAUUCAUUUGCAUUAAUUAGUAUGGACCAAUAA
Spodoptera littoralis (African cotton leafworm) is the source of this 663-nucleotide messenger RNA. NCBI's taxonomy places the organism in Eukaryota, Metazoa, Arthropoda, Insecta, Lepidoptera, Noctuidae. The record is from the annotation of a GenBank genome assembly.